AUGAUAGCUGCUCCCAACCAGCCGCCAACCUUCAAGAUUCCUUCCCACUCCAACAGCAGAAGGCCUGCCGACAUCCCUCUCCACACCUUUUCCUCCUCGGCUCGCCAGCGAAGCAGCGACGCGGCCCGUCUGCUGCACGACGACGACAAGGAGAGCACCCGCUCUUCCUUCGACACCCCCGAGUCCGACUCGGACCUCUCGCUGUGGAGCGACACUGGUGAUCUUGUUGACCAGCUCGCCGACCAGGAAGACCCCCUCCGCAUCCGCCUGCGCGACUCGCUCGAAGGAGGCAGCUCCUCCCGGCCCCGCCAUCAACAAAAACGCGUCCGCUACGAGUCCGCAACCCGCUUCAACGAGAAGGAGCGAGGGCUCAGGCUCGAGGAUAUCGAGAUCCCCAACCCGGGACCGCGCACCAUAUCCAAGGCUGAGCGGAUACUCGCCUCCAUCAUGGCACCCAACGACGGACCAUCCCGCAUCCACGGGCUCCACGGGAAGAAGCUGAUCUACUUCACAAGCGUCUUUGUAUCAUUAGGCGUGUUCCUGUUCGGCUACGACCAGGGAGUCAUGUCCGGUAUCAUCACGGGUAUAUACUUCAAGGACUACUUCAACCAGCCCACGGCGGCGGAACUGGGAACCAUGGUCGCCAUCCUGGAAGUCGGAGCCUUUAUCUCCUCCCUGCUUGUCGGCCGCGUCGGAGACAUGCUAGGCCGCCGUAGGACGAUCUUGUGGGGAUCCAUCAUCUUCGUUGUUGGUGGCGCCUUGCAGACGUGUGCGAAUGGCAUGCCAAUGAUGAUGUUAGGAAGAAUCAUAGCUGGUCUGGGCGUGGGUGCACUAUCUACCAUUGUGCCGGUCUAUCAGUCCGAAAUCUCGCCCCCCCAUAACAGAGGCAAGCUCGCCUGUAUCGAGUUCUCUGGGAACAUCACCGGAUACGCCGCCAGCGUGUGGGUCGACUACUUUUGCAGCUUCAUCAAGAACGACUGGUCUUGGAGAGUACCUCUCUUCAUGCAGUGCAUCAUGGGAGGUCUGCUUGCCGCUGGCAGUUUGCUCAUCUGCGAAUCCCCCAGGUGGCUGCUAGACAAUGACCAUGACGAGGAGGGCAUUGUGGUUAUCGCCAACCUCUACGGAAAGGGCGAUAUCCACAACCAAAAAGCGCGAGAUGAAUACCGGGAAAUCAAGAUGAAUGUGCUUCUGCAACGCCAAGAAGGUGAACGCUCAUACUCCGACAUGUUCAAGCGCUACUACAAGCGCGUCUUCAUCGCCAUGUCCGCCCAAGCCCUCGCGCAACUCAACGGCAUUAACGUCAUCUCGUACUAUGCCCCGCUCGUAUUUGAAGAGGCUGGCUGGUACGGCCGUCAAGCAAUUUUGAUGACCGGAAUCAACGCCAUCACGUACCUGCUCUCAACAAUCCCGCCUUGGUAUGUGGUUGACACCUUGGGUCGGAGAAAGAUCCUACUCUCUGGAGCGCUCGCCAUGGCCCUUUCGCUCUCUGCCAUAUCGUAUUUUAUCUACCUACGCACCAGUUGGACUGCGAACCUCGUCGUCAUAUUUGUCAUGAUUUACAACGCUGCAUUUGGUGCUUCGUGGGGCCCAAUUCCCUGGUUGUACCCACCGGAAAUUCUACCACUUUCCAUACGCGCCAAAGGAGCCAGUUUGAGUACGGCAACCAAUUGGGCCUUUAAUUGGCUUGUUGGAGAAAUGACCCCGAUUCUGCAGGAGCAUAUUCAGUGGCGUUUGUACCUCAUUCACGCAUUCUUCUGUGCUGUUAGUUUUGUUAUUGUUUGGUUCAUUUACCCCGAAACGGCCAAUGUUCGUCUUGAAGACAUGAACUCCAUCUUCGGAGAUGCCACUUCAGUUCAGCCGACCCCGCAAACACUCGCGGAAGCAGAGUCGUUGUUCAGUGGAAGCGCCCGAUCCCCUGUACCUUCGCUCGACAUCCGACGAGGCGCAGCGGAGAGCGCUAUUCCGGGUCUGGACAUUGACCCGCCAGACAACGUCGACGGCCUGGACAAGCCAGCAAAGGAGGGCGAAAAGGGCGAGGGCAUCGGCGGUUGGAUCUCGAACAUGGUCAAGAGAAAUAAGGGCAAUGGCGAAGGCGACUCAGGAGGACAGUACAGACGUGUCGGGCAAGACGAGGAGAGCUGAGCGUUACCUCCGCUUGUGGUUCGGGGAUUCGAAGCAUCAUCAUAUACUGGUUUGGGAAGAGCACAGCAUGCCAUGAUACCUCUGCGACGCAUGCAAAUUUUGUAUAGAAGGCGUACUGUGCGGAUGUUUGGUCUGCAUCGCUGCAAAAGUUGGUGCAGCUUAUCUUGUAAUUCCUCCUUGGUGCGUGGAUCCACAGGAGGGCACUUGUAGAAAUGACGCUCACGGCAGCAUGUACAAUAGAUUGUGC
This is a messenger RNA of Paraphaeosphaeria sporulosa, 2389 nucleotides long. Its product is annotated as high affinity glucose transporter. Lineage: Eukaryota; Fungi; Ascomycota; Dothideomycetes; Pleosporales; Didymosphaeriaceae. The coding region runs from base 1 to 2142 and encodes 713 amino acids. Gene Ontology annotation, molecular function: carbohydrate:proton symporter activity. The transcript is spliced from 6 exons. Gene Ontology annotation, cellular component: membrane. The record is from RefSeq and is a predicted model, not a curated record. Gene Ontology annotation, biological process: transmembrane transport; carbohydrate transport.